Aphanomyces astaci is the source of this 1806-nucleotide messenger RNA. RefSeq lists its product as hypothetical. NCBI's taxonomy places the organism in Eukaryota, Oomycota, Saprolegniomycetes, Saprolegniales, Verrucalvaceae. Gene Ontology annotation, biological process: proteolysis. Gene Ontology annotation, molecular function: protein binding; oxidoreductase activity. The transcript has a single exon. Bases 1 to 1806 code for a protein of 601 amino acids. Gene Ontology annotation, cellular component: extracellular region. The record is from RefSeq and is a predicted model, not a curated record.
AUGGUCCUUUCCUCACGCACCUGCAUCGUUGUAGCACUUUCGGCUUUGGCGGCAGUCCAAACCCUCGCCCAAACAUGCACUGUACUAGAUGAUGUCGACUUGACUGGCAACGACAUUACUACCACCGACCAAACGGAUUCAGGACAGUGUUGCAGUGACUGCGAAGUCACCCCGGGGUGUAAAGCGUACAACUGGUUCGACGGCGUGUGCUUCCUAAAGUCGGACGAAGGAGAUCACACCCCGUUGAUAGGAGGGAAGUCGGGAGUGCUGCAAUCGAAACCAGCCCCAACGACUUCUGCAUCCCCUACACCAGCCACUACGCCUGCGUCUACAGCCACGCCAACGUCUGUUCCUACCACAGCACCCACCUCUGAUCCUUCCUGUCCCCGCAUUCGAAAGUCCUGGGAUGCACUCACCGCUGCCGAACAAGAUACGUUCAAGUCCGCGAUAGAGAUCGCCGUGGAUCGUGGCCUGUACCAAAAGUUUGUCCUCAUUCACCAAGAGCAAAUGGGCAACCGCGAGGCGCAUGGCACAUGCGUGUUUCUGUUUUGGCAUCGUAAGUACAUCCUCGGGUUUGAAAACAUGCUGCGCAGUCUCGGGGACCAAUACAAGUGCCUCACCCUUCCGUACUGGGACUACGUCCAAAACUACGCGACCAUGCAAAACACUACCCAAGCACAGCGAUGCACCUCGAUUGAAACCUGCGCCCCCGUCGCGACUGGAUUGGGGGGCUCCACGCAAGGCUCACCUUCCAGCGCGUCCUUCUUUGGCCAAACGUUUCCGAGCAACCGCUGCGUCAACCAACGUCCUGUGAACCACAUGUGCACUACCGCUGGCUCUGCUUCUUGUCCGAAAUGCACACCUCGCGGCAACUGGGCUAACACUGCCAUGAUUUCAGACAUGGGGAUUGCCAACAUUCGCCAAAGCGUGCUGGGGGGCUCCGACAUCCUAACCGUGUCGAACAACAUUGAAAACUCCCCCCACAACAUCCUCCACAACACGCUGGGCGGUCCGAUGGCCAACGCCGGGAUCUCCCCCAUGGACCCCAUUUUUUUCUUGCACCACAACACGAUCGACUUGCUGCAUACCAUCUACUACCACUGCAAAGUCGAGCCGCUCAACUUGAACGACUUGGAGCAGCAAAACGACCUCCGGUCGUUCCAGGGCUGCUCCACCAGGAACGGCGAAACCAUCGGGCCGAUGUCCUCCCUUCGCAUGCGACUGGUCGUUUCAGGCCAAGCGAUUGAAGUGGCCAACGACCUGCUCAUUGGGUCAUUCUUCAAGGACUUGCCCACGCAGUACUACAAACUCACGGACGCCCGUCAAUUGGGCUACUCGUUUGAUAUUGUGGGAUUGCUGGGGGACUUGUACACCACAUGCGGAAGCAGUAGAAGCAGUAGACGCAGUAGAAGCUCCACCCGUGGCAUCGAGCGCGUUCGAGGAGUGAGUCAUGCUAACGUGGCCAUUGACCACGUCGUCGAGCCAAUCGUGCUAGCCGAAGCCAAAAACGUGCUGGCGUUCGAAGACGCCGUCCUCGCCCAAGCCGAAAACCAGGGACUGACCACGGACGAAGCGUACUUGGAGUUACAAAAGAUGAACUUGUUGCUGCAGGAGAAUUGCAUGCCGGGGUCCGUCGCGGACUUUACGCCAGAGUUCAAAGCCGAAUGGCACAUCACAGGAUCGUCCAAGUCGUUUGCCCUGUUGCAGGACAUCAAAAGUUGGACCAAUCCCGUCCGCAUCGAGCACUGGCAAGACAUCCUCGCCCAGUACUACCACUGCCGCGGCGAUGUCAAGGAAGUUGCGUAG